CGUACAAUUAGUAACGGUCUCAUACAGAUGCUUUUUGAAAACACAAUAUUUCCUCUGUAUAAAGAGAGAAUGCAGGUUUCAGCUAAAAUGAUCCACAGUCUAAAACAUCACUUUCACAAAAGCACAUCUAAUGCAGAGGGCUUGUCCCUGCAAGCUCUUCUGAAACUCCCAAAGCCAAGUAGCAAGAUACAGGUGACUCUUACCUUCUUGCUUUAUAACAUUAACCCCAUGCUUACCUGUCAGGGUAUUCACUUACCAGUAAAAUAUCACUUCUAACCACCUGCAUGGACAAUUUGUUGCUAGGGGCUCUGGAAACCAGUAACACACUAAUGACACUUAUUUCUGUGAGUAUCCUUGUGCUCAGCAACAAGAGCAUACCCCACACAGCUUCAAAACUCAGUGUAUUAUGGCAAAAUGCUUCCAGAUGCUCUGAACAUAUCGAAUCGUGGCACUUUCAGGGCAACCUUAGCUCAGUAAUCUCCCUGAAAAUUUCCAGCUGUUGUUGCAGGGGGACCCAUACAAGGGGCAGGUUAGAGGAUGCAUUUUCCUGUUUGCCACCCCGCUCAGCCAGGCCGCCGGUGUCCCUGCCGUGCCCCCGCACACACAGGGGCCCUCCUGGGCACUGUCACACACAGCGCCGAGCCCCGGUGCGGCAGCGCCGGGCAGGAGCUGCCCGCGGGGCGCGCCCGAGCCCGGGCGUUACCUCCGCUACGCCCGCGGCCUGCACCGGGCACCGCGGCAGGCACAGCAAUCACCCCCAGUCACCGCUCAGCCACCCCCACGAACCAGCGCCCCGGGCGGACAGCGGGUCCCCGGCGUGUGUCCCCCGGAGUGCGUGUGGCAACAAGGAUGUUCACACUGAGGGAGAGGACAAAAAAAUUCUAAACAAACGGAAAAGCCAAAGCAAAAUAAAGCCAGCACAGAGCCCAAGUCUCCUGAGGUCACAAAACAAUUCCACGUGCAAUAUGAGUCGUCGCAAACAGUCAGUGAAAUUACCAGUCCUGUGCACAGCUGCUUCUGUGUCAGAUGAACCUUCAGGCUUGAAUGAGCUUGUCCUUCAGAAAACCCGCUAUCCUCCUUUGAUGCAGGAGUCAUCGUGGACUUUGGCAGCUCCAUUCAAAGAACAGCAUCACUACAGAAACCCUAGUGACUCCAUAGCUAAUAACUACACUCCUACUGCACAGGAUUUAAAAUUGAAAAAUAUUAAAAAAAUGAAGUCCUUUUCAAUGAUAGAGAUAUCACAGCCUUCACUGUGUAUCCAUUUCAAAAGUACUUUGUUAAAGACUGUGAGUCGCAUUUCACUGAGUGUACCUGCUCAUACACCAGAAGUGCAUGUCAUAAAUUAUACAACCAACCAGCCACUGACCCCAGAAGAACAAUUUGCUCUCAUGGAUUUACAUGAGAAGGAGAUAAGUAAGAGAGAAAAGCUACCUUCAAAUGAUGAUUUAGAGCGGUACUGUCACUACAUAUACAAUGGAGUGCGAGAAGACAUGCUGGCACCUCAGGAUAAGGAAGUGGUGAAUAAAAUUUUAAAACAUAUUCCAGCUCACAUUCUCCCUAGCCCAGAGCUGGAGAAACCCCUGGCAUGUUUAAAAGAAGAGAUUAGGAAAGACUAUCGUAUCAGCCUCAUGAAAGCCAUUGUUGAUUAUAUCUUGUUGGAUCCAGCUGAGAGGAAGAGACUGUCUAUUCAAAGCACUCCACGCCCUUUUCCCCGGAGAGUUGUCUGUGCACCAGUCCCAUGGCACAGCUCUUACAAAGAAAUGAAAAGUUGGAAUGAAAGCAAUCUGUUUAUCGUGAAUGCAAUGAUGCCCACUUUGCAAGAGCUCUGGCUUUCUCAGUACAGCCGCCUGCGGUUUGUUCGCACUGCAGAGGUGCUCUGUGGGCGCCUGCCGCUGCUGCCCCAGGAGUUCAAGGGCAUCGUUCAAAGGCACUGCGAGGAAGCUCGGGAUAUCCUUCAGCACAAGUGGAUACCAACCUGUGCAUCUAUUUUUAUUGAUCAGAGACAUAUGUGGCUUCAUUUUGCUCCUGAAAGGGACUCUGAUUCCUCUGCAAAAGUUGAAAGCUAUUUUAGCUCUGUGGCAGCUCUGAUGUCGUUACAAUUGCGUGAGAUGGUUAUUAACUCCUUAGAAGAUCUUCUUGCAUUUUUUAUGAUCCACAAGGGUGGAAAUGACUUUAAAGAACCAUAUCAAGGGAUGCAGUUCUUCCUGUCUCAGAUACUCAUAGUCAAACUCCGUGUGCAAGAGCCUGAUAUAGUCUUUGAGCCACCUCUGGAGGAAUGUUGGGCUUUAAUCAGUCAUUGCUUCCAGAAGAUCCUGCAGAGUGCUGAGGAGCUCCCAAAGGUAGAGAAACUUCUGUUUCCAGAAUUACGAAGACGUGAUCUCACUCUUAAUACAGUCAAACCACAUGAGUCAUUGUUUUUAGAGUAUAUCAACAAACUUGAAAAGAUCUUUGAAAGCAACAUAGUUGGUCCAAAGAAGUAUUUAAAUGUGUACAGGAAGUACAGCAAUCUUUUGAACAACAAAUCACGGCAAGAUGUCUCAAAAUUUUUGGAAAAAGUUCCUUCUUUAGAUGCUUUAACUGAGAAGAUUGACAGCUUCACAAAACUGAAAGGCGAGAUUGCUUCUAUGGAUAUCACUGUUCCUCUGGCCAUGUUCUGUCUGGAUGCUCUGCAACUGAAUGAGGAACUCUGCAAUCGGACCCAGAAUCUCAAAGACACAUUGAUUGAAUUUGAAGUGAUGGAAAACAGACAGUUAAAUCAAAGAAUUUGUGAGGACUUUAACUUUAUUGCAAAGAGAAUGAGUGAGGUGCCUCAGAGCACUGAACAGUUAGUGGAAUAUGAAGGAUUCUUAAAGAAAUCCAGUGAAGUUACUGUUGUUAAAUUGAAAAAGGAUCUCGAAAAAGCAGUGCAGAGGCUGCAAAUCCUCAUGGACUAUGCUGAUCUCUCUGAUGAGGACAUAAACCUGAACAGCACUGUCUUCCAUUGGCCUGAGGAGAUAAAGAAAAUAUUUGAAAGCAGUAAAAAAAUGUUGACUGACAGGAGGAUUCAGGUGGAGAAGGCAUUGUUUGAGAGGUGUUCUCAGUUUAAGGAAACUCUUGAAGGUUAUAAUAAAGAACUAGAAAGCUACAAAAAGCGGGGAGAUAUCGUGACUGCAGAAGAACUGAGGAAGAAUACUGAGCAUUUUGAAAAGUUAAAUAAGAAUAUAGCUGAUGCUCUAGCAGAAUUUGAGAGUAUUAAUUAUGAAGAAGAUUUGCUUGGGCAGGAGAAGAGUCAAUUUCCUCUCUUGCAAUCUAUAAUUACAACCAAAGAACCUUUUGAGCAGCUUUGGGUAACGGCAUAUGCUUUCCAUACCAAAUCUGAGGAAUGGAUGAAUGGACCUCUUCUGCAAUUGAAUGCUGAUGAAGUUAGUGAAGAGGUUGGAAAUAUGUGGAGGACCAUGUACAAGCUCUGUAAGAGCUUCCCAGAUGUGCCUGUGCCCAGGCGCAUGGCAGAAUCCAUGAAAUUCAAGCUUGAUAAAUUUAAACAGCAUCUUCCUGUCCUGUCCGUUGCCUGCAAUCGUGGAAUGAAGGAGAGACACUGGGAGCAGAUUAGUAAAAUUGUAGGAUGUGAGAUCAAACCGGAUAAAAACACUAACCUUAAAUACAUAUUGGACUGUGGACUCUCAAAAUUUAUUGAAGAAAUAGAACCUGUUGGAGCAGCUGCAAGUAAGGAGUAUUCCUUGGAGAAAUCAAUAGAGAAAAUGAAAUCAGAGUGGGUCGACGUGCGCUUUGGUUUGGCCAAGUACAGGGAUACUGACACCAACAUCCUGUCGGCAGUGGAUGACAUCCAGCUUUUGUUGGAUGAUCACAUUGUUAAGACUCAGACAGUGUGUGGCUCUCCCUUCAUCAAACCAAUAGAAGCUGAAUGUCUGGCUUGGAAAGAUAAGCUGUGUUUAAUGCAAGAUAUUUUAGAUAGCUGGUUAAAAUGUCAGGCAACAUGGUUGUAUUUGGAACCAAUUUUUAGUUCAGAAGACAUUAUAGCUCAAAUGCCUGAAGAGGGCAGAAAGUUUAAGAUUGUGGAUUCAUACUGGAAAAACAUUAUGACAGAAGUGGUGAAAGACACAAAGGUACUUGUAGCAACUGAACAACCCAAGAUGUUAGACAGACUUCAGGAAGCAAAUGCUCUCUUAGAGGACAUUCAAAAGGGGCUGAAUACUUACUUGGAGUCGAAAAGAUUAUUUUUCCCAAGAUUCUUUUUUCUGUCCAACGAUGAGCUGCUUGAAAUACUGUCUGAAACAAAGGAUCCACUUCGAGUACAACCACAUUUAAAGAAGUGUUUUGAAGGAAUUGCUAAACUGGAGUUCACAGAAGACCUGGAGAUCAUAGGCAUGAUCAGUUCAGAGAAAGAAAUAGUUCCUUUCAUCGAUAAAAUCUAUCCAGUGAGAGCAAAUGGCAUGGUAGAAAAAUGGCUUCUGCAAGUAGAAGAAAUGAUGUUGGCCAGUGUAAGACAAGUUCUUCAAGAUGGCAUAAAAGAAUAUAGCCAGGUUCCUCGGAAGGAGUGGGUACUUCAGUGGCCUGGACAGGCAGUAAUUUGUAUUUCAUCUAUUUACUGGACAGAAGAAGUGUCUGAGGCUAUAAGGAAAAAAGCUUUACAAGAUUUCUUGGAGAAGAGCAAUAUGCAGAUCAAGGACAUAGUUGAGCUGGUGAGAGGAAAGCUGUCCAGUGGAGCCCGGCUGACCCUUGGAGCUCUCAUUGUCAUCGACGUGCACGCUCGUGAUGUGGUCUCAAAAUUGGUUGAAGACAAAGUCACAGACCUGAAUGACUUCCAGUGGAUUUCUCAGCUGAGAUACUACUGGGCAGAGAAUGAUGUGAUAGUGAGAAUGAUCACAACAGAAAUGAAAUAUGGUUAUGAGUACCUGGGCAAUUCACAACGUCUGGUUAUAACCCCUCUGACAGAUCGAUGUUAUAGGACAUUAAUGGGUGCCUUGAAAUUAAGCCUUGGUGGUGCUCCAGAAGGGCCUGCUGGAACUGGCAAAACAGAAACAACAAAAGACCUAGCAAAAGCAAUAGCUAAGCAGUGUGUUGUCUUUAACUGCUCCGAUGGCCUCGAUUACAAGGCAAUGGGCAAGUUCUUUAAGGGGCUGGCACAAGCUGGGGCAUGGUCCUGCUUUGAUGAGUUCAAUAGAAUUGAGGUUGAAGUAUUAUCUGUAGUUGCCCAGCAAAUACUUAGCAUCCAGCAAGCUAUAAUUCGCCAACUCAAAAAAUUCAUCUUUGAAGGGACAGAGAUCUCUCUUAAUCCCACAUGUGCUGUGUUUAUUACCAUGAAUCCUGGCUAUGCUGGACGGGCAGAGUUGCCUGAUAAUCUGAAGGCACUGUUCCGAACAGUUGCCAUGAUGGUCCCAGAUUAUGCCUUGAUUGGGGAAAUUUCACUUUAUUCAAUGGGGUUUCUGGAUUCUAAGAGUCUUGCCCAGAAGAUUGUUGCCACUUACCGUUUGUGCUCAGAGCAGUUGUCAUCUCAGCACCACUAUGAUUAUGGGAUGCGUGCAGUGAAAUCUGUCCUGACAGCAGCAGGGAACCUGAAACUGAAGUACCCAGCUGAAAAUGAAAGUGUCUUGUUGCUUCGGGCUUUGCUGGAUGUUAAUUUGGCCAAGUUCUUGUCCCAGGAUGUGCCAUUGUUUCAGGGUAUCAUAUCUGACCUGUUUCCUGGAGUGGUUCUUCCUACACCAGACUAUGACCUAUUUAUCAAGGCACUCACUGAAAAUAUUGAAAAAUUGAAUCUUCAGCCUGUGCCAUGGUUCAUUGGAAAAAUUAUUCAGGUGUAUGAAAUGAUGCUGGUGCGCCAUGGUUUCAUGAUUGUUGGAGAUCCUAUGAGUGGGAAGACCAGUUCAUACAAAGUGCUGGCUGGAGCCCUGGCUGAUUUGUGUGCAGCAAACACCAUGGAUGAGUUUGCUGUUGAGUACAAAGUUAUUAAUCCCAAAGCCAUUACCAUGGGGCAGUUGUAUGGCAGUUUUGAUCCUGUAAGCCACGAGUGGUCAGAUGGAGUUCUUGCAAAGGCCUUCAGGGAACAAGCAUCUUCUACCACAGAUGAUCGCAAGUGGAUUAUUUUUGAUGGCCCUGUGGAUGCAGUUUGGAUAGAGAACAUGAACACUGUGCUGGAUGAUAACAAAAAGUUAUGCUUGAUGAGCGGUGAAAUAAUUCAGAUGAGCUCAAAAAUGAGUUUAAUCUUUGAGCCAGCAGACUUGGAGCAGGCAUCUCCAGCAACUGUCAGCAGAUGUGGUAUGAUCUAUAUGGACCCACAACAGUUGGGUUGGAAGCCACUGAAGGAUUCCUACAUGAAAACUCUGCCUCCAAACCUGAAGGAAGAACACAGAGAGCUGGUCAAUGACUUGUUUAUGUGGCUAGUUGAGCCUUGUUUAGAUUUUAUUGACCAUCAUUGCAAAUUCAUGGUAAAAACGUCCCCUCUUCACCUGAGUAACAGCUUGAUGAAACUCUAUUCUUCCCUCCUUGAUGAAAUUAAGGAAUGUGAUGAAGAGGACAGUGAAACCAUGUCUGCUCAGCAGAUCACCUCAUGGCUGCAGGCCCUUUUCCUUUUUGCUUUGGUGUGGACAAUUGGAGGGAUCAUCGACGCAGACAGCAGAAGAAAAUUUGAUUCGUUUUACCGCAACUUGCUCAACGGAAUGAAUGAGCAAAACCCACGCCCUAAAAAUGUGAAGCUUAACAAAAGCAAUAUCUUCCCAGAAAAAGGGAGUGUUUUUGACUUCUAUUUUAACAAGCGUGGCCAUGGGCAGUGGAACAUGUGGACAGACUACAUCACAAAGGAAGAGCAAGUUAUUGCCCCAGCGGCUAAGGUAUCUGAUCUGAUCAUUCCAACAAUGGAAACUGCCAGACAAAUGUUUUUUCUUAAAACAUAUGUGGAGCAUAAUGUUCCUUUGCUUUUUGUGGGUCCCACUGGUACUGGAAAAACAGCUAUAACAAACAACUUUCUACUGAAACUUCCAAAGGAAAAAUACAUCCCGAGUUUCAUCAACUUCUCUGCAAGAACAUCUGCUAACCAGACCCAGGAUAUUAUUAUGUCCAAGCUGGACAGAAGAAGAAAAGGAUUAUUUGGACCUCCAGCAGGGAAAGAAGCUAUAAUUUUUGUGGAUGACCUAAACAUGCCUGAAAAGGAAAUUUAUGGAGCCCAGCCAGCUAUUGAGCUUCUCAGGCAAUGGAUUGAUCACGGGCACUGGUACGACAGGAAGGAUGCAUCCCACAUCAGUAUCAUAGAUGUCCUGCUUGUCACAGCUAUGGGUCCCCCUGGGGGAGGCAGGAAUGACAUUACAGGACGCUUCACACGGCACUUGAAUAUUGUCUCUAUCUGUGCUUUCAAUGAUGACAUUUUAACCAAGAUUUUUACUGCAGUUACUGACUGGCACUUCAGUAAAGGCUUUGAUUCUUCAUUUCUGAGGCUGGGUAAGAUGAUGGUCCAAGCGACAUCGGUGCUGUAUAAAUUGGCAGUUGAUAAUUUUCUCCCAACUCCUUCAAAAUCCCACUAUGUCUUUAAUCUGAGGGAUUUUUCCAGGGUUAUUAAAGGAGUUCUGCUCUGUCCACACACUCAUUUGCAAGAUGGAGAUAAACUGAUCAGACUUUGGGUUCAUGAGGUUUACAGAGUUUUCUAUGAUCGCUUGGUUGAUGACGAGGACAAGAAUGUUUUCUUUCAGAUGGUACAAGAGACAACAUUAAAUAGCUUCAAGCAGAACUUUAAUAAGGUACUGAGUCAUCUCUCACCUACUGGAAAAGUCACUGAUGAUAAUAUUCGUGCCCUGUUCUUUGGAGACUAUUUAAAGCCGAGUAGUUCUGUCAAAAUUUAUGAUGAAAUCACAGACCUAAAGCAGCUGACAAGCGUGAUGGAAUACUAUCUUGAGGAAUACAACAAUAUCAGCAAGGCCCCCAUGUCCCUGGUCAUGUUCCAGUUUGCCAUUGAGCACAUCUCCAGGAUAUGCAGGGUACUGAAACAGGAUAAUGGACACCUGUUGUUGGUGGGCGUUGGCGGGAGCGGCCGGCAAAGCGCGACCAAGCUCGCCACCUUCAUGAAUUCCUUUGAGCUCUUCCAGAUCGAAAUCACCAAGUCCUAUGGCAUCAGUGAAUGGAAAGAUGAUAUUAAACAAGUCAUGCUGAAAACAGGUGUUGGUAACAACAACUUGUCCUUUUUGUUCUGCGAUAAUCAAAUAAAGGAUGAAUCAUUUGUAGAAGAUAUCAACAUGCUCUUAAAUACUGGGGAUGUGCCUAAUAUCUUCGCAGCGGAUGAGAAAGCUGAAAUUGUUGAGAAAAUGCAAAGUGCAGCAAGGAUGGAGAACAGGAAAAUUGAAGCCACGCCUCUUGCUAUGUACAAUUUCUUUAUUGAAAGGGUGAAGAAAAAUUUGCAUAUUGUCUUAGCCAUGAGUCCUAUUGGAGAUGCAUUUCGGAAUCGACUACGGAUGUUCCCUUCACUGAUAAACUGCUGCACCAUUGAUUGGUUCCAAACCUGGCCUACAGAUGCUUUGGAAAUGGUUGCUAACAAGUUCUUAGAAGAUAUUGAGCUCAAAGAUGACAUUAGAAAAGAGGUUGUGUCAGUGUGCAAAUAUUUCCAAGAAAGUGUGAGAGAGCUCUCUGUCGGGUACUACGCUACGCUGCGCAGACACAACUACGUGACACCAACUUCCUACGUGGAGCUGAUUCUCACCUUCAAGACCCUGCUGAACAGAAAAAGGGAAGAAGUUGACAUGAUGAGGACUCGUUAUCUUGUGGGACUUGAAAAGCUUGAAUUUGCAUCCUCACAAGUUGCAGACAUGCAGAAAGAACUGACUGAUCUUCAGCCUGAACUGAUUAAAACGUCUGCAGAAACAGAUAAAAUGAUGGUCAAGAUUGAAAAGGAAACAGUUGAAGUAGAUGCAAAAAAGGCAAUAGUGUCAGCAGAUGAAAAAGAGGCCAAUGAUGCAGCUGCUGUUGCCCAGGGAAUUAAGGAUGAAUGUGAAGCAGACCUUGCAGAGGCUCUGCCAGCUCUGGAGGCAGCAGAGGCAGCUCUGAACACCCUGAAUCCUUCAGACAUCACUCUUGUGAAAUCCAUGCAGAAUCCACCUGGUCCUGUCAAGCUCGUCAUGGAGAGUAUCUGUGUCAUGAGGGCAGUUAAACCAGAGAGGAAACCCGACCCCAGUGGCAGUGGUAAAAUGAUUGAAGACUUCUGGGGGCCAGCCAAAAAACUUCUUUCAGAUAUUAAGUUCCUUGACAGAUUAAAAUCAUUUGACAAGGAUAGAAUUCCUCCUGCUAUAAUGAAGAAAAUUAGAGAGAAGUUUAUGAAUCACCCAGAUUUUCAGCCAGAGGUUGUAAAGAACGUGUCCUCUGCCUGUGAAGGCCUCUGCAAGUGGGUGCGAGCCAUGGAGGUCUAUGACCGUGUCCAGAAAGUGGUCGCCCCAAAGCGCGAGCGCUUGCAGGAGGCCGAAGCGAUCCUGGACGUUCAGAUGCAGAAGCUGCAAGUGAAACAAGCAGAGCUUAAGGAGGUUGUUGAUCGCCUUCAGGCUCUGCAAGAUGAGUUUGAUGAAAUGAAUAACAAAAAGAUAGAGUUAGAGAAUAAUAUUGAACGUUGUUCACUGAAGCUUGUGAGAGCUGAACAGCUGAUCAGUGGUCUGGGUGGAGAGAAGGACAGAUGGACAGAAGCUGCACGGCUGUUAGGAAUUCAGUACAUAGACCUAGUAGGGGAUGUGCUGUUGUCAUCAGGAACUGUGGCUUAUCUGGGAGCCUUUACUGUCGAUUAUCGCCUGAAAUGUCAAAAGCAGUGGCAGGAUCUGUGCAUUGAAAAGAACAUUCCGUGCUCCAGUGAUUUUAGCUUAAGUAAUACAUUAGGGGAUCCAGUCAAGAUCCGUGCAUGGCAUAUUGCUGGAUUGCCAGUUGAUUCUUUUUCCAUUGACAAUGGUGUAAUUGUUUCUAACUCAAGAAGAUGGGCUUUAAUGAUAGAUCCUCAGAGGCAAGCUAACAAGUGGAUAAAAAAUAUGGAGAAAACUAACAAGCUGUCAGUUAUCAAACUAUCUGACACACAUUAUGUGAGGACAUUAGAAACUGCUCUUCAGCUUGGAACACCAGUCUUGCUAGAAAAUAUUGGUGAAGAAUUAGAUGCUUUCUUAGAACCUAUUUUAUUAAAGCAAACAUUCAAACAACAAGGAGUAGAAUACAUGAAAUUAGGGGAAAAUAUAAUUGAAUAUUCAAGAGACUUCAGGUUUUACAUGACAACCCACUUAAGAAAUCCUCAUUAUUAUCCUGAAGUGGCUGUGAAAGUUUGUCUGCUCAAUUUUAUGAUUACACCUUUGGGUCUUCAGGACCAGCUUCUUGGAAUUGUAGCUGCAAAGGAAAAGCCUGAGCUAGAAGAAAAAAAAAACCAACUCAUUCUAGAAAGUGCAGCCAAUAAGAAACAACUAAAGGAAUUAGAAGAUAAAAUCCUGGAGGUCCUUUCCCAUUCAGAAGGAAACAUCUUAGAGGAUGAAACAGCAAUUAAUAUUUUGUCUUCAUCCAAGGAGUUAUCUGCAGAAAUCUCUGAAAAGCAACAAAUUGCCUCUGUAACUGAGAAGGAAAUAGAUUCUACUCGAAUGGGAUAUAAGCCAGUUGCUGUUCAUUCAGCUGUUGUCUUCUUCUGCAUCUCUGAUCUGGCUAACAUUGAGCCUAUGUACCAGUAUUCAUUGAUUUGGUUCAUUAACUUGUAUGUUCAAUCUAUUGCUAAAAGCGUUAAGAGUGGACGCCUACAGGAGAGAAUUAGAAAUAUCACUGACCAUUUCACAGUAAGCAUCUAUAAUAAUGUCUGCCGUUCACUGUUUGAAAAGGACAAGCUGUUAUUCUCCUUCCUCCUAACAGUAGGCAUCAUGAAGGGAAAAGGCCAGAUAGAUGAUGCAGUUUGGCGUUUCCUGCUGACAGGAGGGGUUGCUCUUGACAAUCCUCACCCCAAUCCAGCUCCAGACUGGCUGUCUAACAAAUCAUGGGCUGAGCUCGUCCGUGCAUCUUGCCUGACCAACCUGCAGGGACUGAUGGAACACGUAAGAGACAAUUCUUCCAAGUGGAAGCCAAUCUAUGACUCUGUCAGGCCCCAUGAGGAAGCCUUCCCAGAUGACUGGAACUCACUGACGGGCUUAGAUCGCAUGGUUAUUCUCAGGUGUUUGCGACCUGACAAAAUUGUCCCAGCAGUGCAGAUCUUCAUUGUGGAAAACAUGGGAAGAACAUUUAUUGAACCACCUACAUUUGAUCUUGGAAGAAGUUACAGUGACUCAAAUUGUUGUGCCCCUUUGAUUUUUAUAUUAUCACCUGGUGCUGAUCCUAUGGCAGGUUUGCUAAAAUUUGCUGAUGAUGUUAGCAUGGGAAGCUCAAGUGUUCAAACAGUUUCACUGGGCCAGGGCCAGGGCCCAAUAGCAGAAAAAAUGAUUUACCAGGCUAUUACUGAUGGAACCUGGGUAGUGUUACAAAACUGCCAUCUUGCAACCAGCUGGAUGCCUGCCUUGGAAAAAAUCUGUGAGGAAGUUAUAGUGCCUGAGAAUACCAAUGAUAAGUUCAGGUUGUGGCUAACUAGUUAUCCAUCAGAAAAGUUUCCUGUUAGUAUCCUCCAGAAUGGCAUCAAAAUGACAAAUGAGCCUCCAAAAGGCAUGAGAGUGAACCUUCUUCGCUCAUACCUGAAUGAUCCCAUCUCCGACCCUGUGUUUUUUAAAAGCUGCCAAAAGCCAAAAAUGUGGCAAAAACUGCUUUUUGGUCUUUGCUUUUUCCAUGCUGUUGUGCAGGAAAGGAGGCACUUUGGCCCUCUGGGUUGGAAUAUUCCAUAUGAAUUCAACGAGUCUGACCUCAGAAUCAGUAUGCAACAGAUCCAGAUGUUUCUGAAUGAAUAUGAAGAAAUCCCAUUUGAAGCUCUGACCUAUCUGACAGGGGAGUGUAACUAUGGAGGUAGAGUGACAGAUGAUAAAGACAGGCGUCUUCUCCUGUCCCUUCUUUCCACAGUCUACAACAAGGACAUAGAGCAGGAGAAGUACAUGCUUUCAGCUGGGAGUGACUACUACAUACCACCACAUGGCCCCUAUGAGUCCUAUAUUGAGUACAUACGAAGUUUGCCAAUUACAACACACCCUGAAGUGUUUGGACUUCAUGAAAAUGCAGACAUCACCAAGGAUAACCAGGAGACCAACCAGCUUUUCCAUGCAGUGCUCCUGACUUUGCCUAGGGAAGCAGGGGGAGCUGGGAAGUCCCCUCAGGAAGUUGUUGAAGAUUUGGCACAGGACAUCCUAUCCAAACUACCAACUAGCUUUGAUAUGGAAGAAGUGAUGAAGGCAUACCCAGUACUUUAUGAAGAGUCCAUGAACACAGUUCUUAGGCAAGAACUAAUUAGAUUUAACAGGCUUACUGAAGUUGUUCGGAGCAGCCUCAUUAAUAUAGGCAAAGCCAUUAAAGGCCAAGUGUUGAUGUCUUCUGAGCUUGAAGAUGUUUUCAACAGCAUGCUGAUGGGAAAAGUGCCAUCAAUGUGGGCUGCCAAAUCCUAUCCAUCACUGAAGCCUCUGGGAAGUUACGUGUCCGAUCUGCUCUGCCGCCUGGAGUUCUUCCAGGAUUGGGUUGACAAGGGGCCACCCACAGUCUUUUGGCUGUCAGGAUUCUUCUUCACUCAGUCUUUUUUGACUGGUGUUUUACAAAACUUUGCCAGAAAAUACACCAUCCCAAUUGACCACAUUGGAUUUGAGUUUGAGGUAAUGAAACAGGAGCACACAAUGGAGAAAAUGCCAGAAGAUGGGGCUUAUGUGAGAGGCCUUUUUUUGGAAGGUGCACGAUGGGAUAGAGAAUCCUUGGUAAUUGGAGAAUCACUGCCAAAAAUCCUCUAUGAUCCUUUGCCCAUAAUAUGGCUGAAACCUGGAGAAAGUUCCAAGUUUCUUCAUGAGAACAUCUACUCAUGCCCUGUGUACAAGACAAGUGAAAGAAGAGGUGUCUUAUCCACCACUGGGCACUCAACCAACUAUGUCCUGUCGAUUGAACUCCCUUCAGACAAGCCCCAGAAACACUGGAUAAAUAGAGGUGUGGCAGCCCUCUGCCAGCUGGAUGACUGAGAGGGUGCAAUAUUGAGAUUGUAAAAAUCUGCUUUACUCCUCAAUGGCUGCAUGGCUGAUUUUUUUUUUCUAAUGAAAUCAGGGCUAAAGAGUUUUGAUGUUGAUUUUACUGGGAAUCUACUUUACAAAUCUUGCAAAAAGAUUUUGGAUUUGCCUACCACCUCUGUGUCUCAGGAGUAUGUAGGACAAGGAGGGAGGAGAUGAGAAUAUUCUGUUGUCAACCUAUGAAACCAAUCCUCCAAUCCUCAGAUAGAAUGAAUUACCCAAGCUGUAUUAUAAAACUGUAGUCAUUCCUGGAUGAUGUGUCAGAAUUUCCAUGGAGAGCUUCUCAACAUGUGUUGGGAUCUGCCAUUUCUCAGAACGGUAUGAUUAUGCCAUAUAACUUUUUUUUCAAUAUUAUUUACCUGCAUAUUCCAGGUACCUGAUUGAUACAUGGAGCUGUUUUCUUUCUCCCACAGUCUCACUUUACUUCCUGUCAGCAGCCCAGCCCCACACAGCCAUUCACUCACACCAUUUCCCCCCACUAUCUCAUGGGGUGACAUACAGACAGUUUAAUAGGGAAAGCAAAAACCAUGCACACAAACAAGGCAAAACAAUUAAUUCCCUGCUUCCCACAGGCAGGCAGGUGUUCAGCUAUUCCCAGCAGAGCAGGGGCCCAUCACAUGUAAUGGUGACUUGGGAAGACAUCACUCCAAAUGUCCCCCUGUUCUCCCCUACUUUCCACACUGAUCAUGAUGCCACAUGGUCUGCAGUGUCCCUUUGCUCAUUUGGGGUUACCUGUCCUGGCUGUGUCUCCUCCCACCCUCCCAGACACCCCCAAAUUCCUCCCCAGCCUGGCAGUAUGAAGAGCAGAAAAGGCCUUGGCUCUGUGCAAUCCCUGCUCAGCAAUAACAAAAACAUCUCUGUGUUAUCAACCCCGUGUUCAGCACAAUCCAAAACACAGCCCCAUACCAGCCAGUGUGAGGAAAAUUGACUCUACCCCAACUUCCUCCUCUUGCUCUCUUGCAUGUUGGACUAAUAACUGCCUGAAAUUUUGUAUUUGUUCAAGCCCUUUCAUCAGAGAAGCUCAAAGUAGCUUGCAAACAUUAAUUAAAAAUAAAAUAGCCUGAACAUCUUCAAAGAGCUGUUCAGUCAUUAACUAAUCCCCACAGCAUGCCAAGAAGGUACUAAAGAUGCAUCAUUAGACUUGUUGUGUACACAGGACAAGAGAGGCACAAAGAUCAAGGCAAACAUUUUAAAAAACAUGCACUAGACAUACAUCCACUAAUCUGGGGUCUUGUAUUUUUUUUCAUUGCCCAAAUUGCAGCAUUUUAAUGACUUGCUAGAGGCCUCACUAAGUCAGAUUCAGCCAUCAUUUGGCAAUUCCCAGUAUCCUGGUCCAAGCAUUAAGGGCUGCUGUUACAUCUCCUUAAAAGACACAGUUCUUGCCAUAGGAAUUCGUCUGUUGUGUUGUCCUUAGGUGAAAACAGUUCAUUGUUGUUUUGUUAACCACUGGUUUGUUUUAUGCAGGCAUUCAUGAAAUAGUAGCUGUUAAGAAUGGUAGUGCAAGGUCAGGCAGAAGUGUUGGGGUGUGUUGUGCAGGGCUGCUCUGCAGGAAGGUGCACAGGUAAGAGCAGCUUCAUGCACCACACCUGACACCUCAUUAACAGUCCAGCAUGCAGCAUCUGGUGCAGCAUUGGUACCUGGGAGCAGAGCAAAGGUGUCAGGCCAGGACACCUAAAGGAUGUUUGUUUCAAUAAAAAGGACAGAGAUGUGCAGGUGUUUCAAAUUACUGAGAGGAAGAAACUACUCUUAAGAAAUUAGACUAAAUGAUAUUUGGCACCUAUACCAAAAUAAAACUUGUUUACGAAUGUUACAGCACACUCAUCCAAACAGACAACAGUUUUUAAGAAGAGAAUCAUGUUUCAGUAGAUCUAUAAAUAAAUUAAUUAAAAUGGGUCCUUGAAAAAAUUAUUUUCUUAGACUUCAUAAGAGAGAUAUUUUGUAGUUUUCAUAUAUUUAAAUUAACAGAAAUGUAUUAUACAUUUAGUAAAAUAUUGUGGUGAUUACUGUAUUUUUGAAUAUCUGCAUCUAAUUGUUGUAAUUGCAUCAACAGUUCAGAUCACUAAUUAGGUGACUGUGGUGUCAGGGAUAACACACCAGUGAUUGAGCCUCUGUGCAGGCCAAAGGGACAGGACCUGGAUGUUAAAUCCUUCCCUAUGGAUUGAUCAGCUCAGUCACUGCUCUCAGAAGGAUCUUUCUGCUCAGACAUAGCUUCUGGUGACACCUCACCUGCUGAGAGGGAGGCUGGGCCAACAACAAUUAACUCUGAAAUGAAGGUUUGUCAGUCCUCUUACAGAUAAGUCUUGCAAACAGUCCUCUAAAUGAAACAAUUUUUAAAUAGUCGGAUUCACUACCUAAAUUAUAUUUCAUGGAGAUCAAUUACUUUUAAACUGUUAGAAAUCUGUGUAAUAGAUUACCAUGUGGGUUGCUUGUUAACCUUUUUGUGAACAAACAGUAAUUGAUAGUUAUUAAAUGACACAGUUGUGGUUCUUGUGAAUAUGCAGAGACUUUGCUAUGACCUGUGUGCAAUGUCACUGUGUUGAUUUUCUAAAUGCUGCCUGUGUGCUGAUGUUUAGAUUUGAUAUGAAGGCAUCCCUUGGAAUGUCAUUAAUGAUGUAUUUUAAGCUUUUGUAGACCUGAUAAAAAUAUAUAUAGAUAAGAGAGGAGUCUGUAAGAGAGGGCUUGUUCAUCCCUUCACCAGGGAUCAGGCAUGGCUGACCUGCUUUAGCUGAUGAUUACAGCAGUACAUGAUUUCCUAGGCUGCCCUCCCUAGUACAGAAAGGCAAUGGAAUUUACUGUCAAGGGAUAUCUGUCUUGAGAGAUAUGUUUCUGUGGUUCUUUGGAAUGAGCUUCCCAGCCUUAUUUCCUUAGCAUUGACUACACCUUCCUGGAGAAUGAUCAACUGGCUAAACAUAAGAAUUCACAACCUUUCUUGGCUAAGAUGCAUUUAGGAAAAAAAAAAAAAAAAAAAAAAA
Passer montanus (Eurasian tree sparrow) is the source of this 16066-nucleotide messenger RNA. RefSeq names its product dynein axonemal heavy chain 3 (gene DNAH3). Lineage: Eukaryota; Metazoa; Chordata; Aves; Passeriformes; Passeridae. Gene Ontology annotation, molecular function: ATP binding; ATP hydrolysis activity; dynein intermediate chain binding. Bases 285 to 13049 code for a protein of 4254 amino acids. The record is from RefSeq and is a predicted model, not a curated record. Gene Ontology annotation, cellular component: dynein complex. Gene Ontology annotation, biological process: microtubule-based movement. The transcript is spliced from 61 exons.